AUGGCCUGGACAUCCAUGAAAGGCACCCUUAAGAUUCCUGCCAUUCCAAGGAGAGUUUCAUCGAUAUUAUCUCCCGUGGAUCCCACCGACAGCCGUAAUGGAAAUAAUGAAAUCUACUCACAAAAUGAUUCCACUCAAUCCAAGAAAGGAGUCGUACCACAAUCUGAAACGGCAUCUUCUUCAAAUAAUUCAAAAGUAUCCAAGACAAAUCCAGCGAAAACUCGACCGAGAAAAAGAAGCAGCCCCAAAACCCCUCCAAGUGAUACUCAUCAGCAGGAUUCAAGCGACGUGAUACAAGAAGAUUUAAAAGACCCUGAUAUGCAAUCAGUUGUUCCGUCCAGGACAAGAAAUAGAUCAGGGUCUCCUCUCGCUGGAUCAGCCACAGAUCUAUCUCGAAGAUCCAAUCCUUCAAAGGCUCCAACCACACAAGAUACUUAUUCCGAAAUAAGAACGAAUAGAGCUAUUCUGCCUGAACCACAAUUUACUGGAAACAAACCCAAGGAGAUUGCUAGAUGGGGAAAGGAGAUGACUCUCAAAAAUGAAGCUGUCAUUAGGCCUGUUAAAGACCUUUAUUCUUCAGAUUCCAAGUCCUCAAAUUGGAAUCAUGAUGAUCCUAUUGACAAUUCAUCAAGCGAAAGACAAUCAGGAAAACUUGCCAAAGAUCCCAGUUCUAAUUCCAACACUUCGCACAUUUCUGGAUCUGUUAGUAAUUCAUUGGGCGAGUCUUCCACCAGUGUUCACGGUAUAUCAAGUAUCAAACUCAUCGAAGAUCUUUUCUCCUCUGAUUCGGUGUCACUGGAAUCAGAGAAAGAGUAUAAGGUUCAACUGGCUAAAAAAUCUCCCAAAAUGUUCAGGAGGGAGUUAUCCUCUGACCCUGAAAUGGCUUGGACAUCUUCUAGAGGAAUUCCUCCAAUCUCAAGAAGAAUGUCAAGUACAUUAUCACCAAGUGGUUCUGCCUUACCCGAAGAAACAACUAAAUGUGAUUCAAUUGAUGCUGAUGUAAUAAACCUACAGAUCACAACUCAACCUGGAGAUUCGUAUUCUAAAACUGCUCCCAACGAAGGCAUGGUACCGAAAUCUAAGUCAAUAAGGAAUAGAUUCAAGAGCCCCACGAAUGCUGUUGCUAACCCGGAUACCAAGUCAGUAGGCCCCACUAAUGAAAGAAGCAGGUCAAAUUCGCCUGUUUUAGCAUCAAAACCAGCUUCUUCACGAAGACCCCGGCGGUCAUUUGGUUCGCCACCUUUUGAAUCUUACGAUGAAUCUGAUGCUUCAAAAUCAGAAAUAGGGGCAAGAAUAACUCCUAGUCCAAGAUUGAAGAAAUCCCCCCAUAGUCAAAUGCAAGUUUUCAUCCCAAAGCAAAAGAAAAAGCUGUCAGCAAAAAUGCAGAAUUUAUCUCCAGAAAAUGCCAAAGAUGAUGAUAUUGAUGUACCAAAAAAUGCCAACGAAAAUGAUUAUAAGACUGAAGUACCGAAACGUAAUAGCAAAAUUCGUGUUCCAUCUAGUGGAGCUAGAUUACCUUCAACAACAUCAAAGCCGAAAGUUGUAGUUCCUCGGCCAGUGAGCAGUAGAAUGUCUUCACCUUCCAAGUCCACUAAUAAGGAUCCAACAACAUUAUCUGCUCGUAACAGUAAUGGGAACUCAUCGAGAAGUUCCAACCUAUCUGGGAAACCACAUCCUUCAAAAGCAAAAUCACCGCAGAUGACGGUUGUCAUUCCAAAACUAAAACAGGGCGAAAGAGUGAAAGGAAGUGGACCAUCACCAUCGCCGAAGUCUAAAAUUAAAAAUGGAUCAGCUAUUGCACAAACUAGUAGGAAUAAAGAACCUAUCAGAAAUCCCUGCUCUACUCCGCCACUGACAAUAUUGGGCCAACCACUUCCAACUGCUAGUUCUGAUUCUACCGAGAAGGGAAACGUGACCCCUUCAGCGCAUCACUAUAGAGGUAGGACGUCUCCAAGAAUUGCACUACCUACUCAAUCUUCAACAACGUCUCCUUCAAAAUCUCACCAGACGAGCUCUAUUAUACCCAAGCCAAAGGUUGCUCACGCAGGAAUCAGAUUAUCCCCGGGUAUAAAAUCUUUGAUCUCUUCAACGAAAUUACAAGCACCUCCAUCAAAAUCACCUCAGAUGAACUUCAAGUCACGGUGGGACCCUACAGUCAAGAAUUCUAGGGGGUCCCCUGAUGUCAGACCAUUUAGUCCCUCGUUAAAAACAGAGAGGCUUCCUUCGAAAUCACCUCAGAUAAAAUUCAAGCCACGGUGGGACCCUACAGGCAAGAAUUCUAGAGAUUCCCACAAAACCAGAUCGCCAAGUCCUUCAUCGAAGGUUCAGGUGACUCCAUCAAAAUCACCUCAGAUGAACUUCAAGUCACGCUGGGACCCUACAGUCAAGAAUUCUAGGGGAUCCCCUGAUAUCAGAUCAUUUAGUCCCUCGUUAAAAACAGAGAGGCCUCUUUCGAAAUCACCUCAGAUAAAAUUCAAGCCACGGUGGGACCCUACAGGCAAGAAUUCUAGGGGAUCCCCUGAUAUCAGAUCAUUUAGUCCCUCGUUAAAAACAGAGAGGCCUCCUUCAAAAUCACCUCAAAUGACGUUCAAGCCACGGCGGGACCAUUCAUUAAAAAGUAGAAACGAAUCUCUAAAAUCCGAAUCACGUAGUUCCCAGGAGUGGUCAACAAAAAUUAUUAGAUCACAAACGAGAUCACCUAAAAUGAAGAUCAUGGUCCCAAAGCUGAGACAAAGUCCUGAACGAGAUAGAAAGCUUCUCUCUCGAACACGGAUAAGUAAUGAUGCUACAUUGAUUUCACAUAACUGUUCCAAUGUAAGAACCCGACCUUUAUCAUUAUCCGUAAGAGCUAGGUCACCAACUCUAAGUCCUGGUCGAUUCAUAGGGGACAGGGUGAGCCCUUCUCAGUUAACCCUCAGGUUAAGAACUCCUUCGCCCAUCAGUGCGAGGGGACCAUGGGAUUCCUCCAUAACAACACCAGAACCUAGAUAUGUGAGGAGUACUUCCCCCUCACCCAUACUAUCUCCGAUCAGUCUACCCCGUGAUAGACACUCCAGCUCAACAAGGUUUUGUACCAGCUGUCCUCCUGUUAGAACCGGACCAGUUCUAUAUACUUACAACUCAUUUGCUAUGGAGCCCAGAGUUCGAUAUAAGUCUCUUGAGGAUCGACCACCAUGGAUAUUGAACUUCAAGCCACGCCCUUUGUUCUCUGUGUUGACGCCUCUUGAUGAUAUGAAGCAUCGUAGAAUGUCCAUCAGAACGGCAGUAAGGCAUGUAAGGAGUCCUACUUAUUACACUUACAGAACGCGUUUUGCUUCUGCCCCAGCGGAAACAAGCUCUUAUCCUAACAGAAACUUGAGGUCCCCAGGUUUGUAGUCUAGUUGCCUUUGAAACUUCACUAUCAAUUAUCUUGUCGAUUUCCUGGGCGGUUCUUACUAUACCUUUUCUUUGCGAUAUAAACAUGAGCCGGUAACAAUUGCCACUUUACCCCAGUUCCAGUGAAUAAGACAGCGGCCCUGCCUCGUUAUGAUGAGAGUGAGACUGACAGUUCGGUACAGGACCGUGAGGAUCUGAUUAAAUUAGCUGAGGAGGAAGUU
Messenger RNA from Bolinopsis microptera, 3596 nucleotides. RefSeq lists its product as uncharacterized. The coding region runs from base 1 to 3375 and encodes 1124 amino acids. Lineage: Eukaryota; Metazoa; Ctenophora; Tentaculata; Lobata; Bolinopsidae. The transcript has a single exon. The record is from RefSeq and is a predicted model, not a curated record.